AUAUUCCUUAUAAUAGUAAAUCGUAUACUCAACACAUCAAAAUUUUUAUACAUUAAAUUUCUCUAUUUAAACUGUUUUUCUGAUUAUGGAACACUCAAAAUUCAAAAUAAUCUUCAAUUUAACUCAAAUACAUGCCUUAUAUUUGAGGGUUGAAGUAACUCUAAGGAUUACAUCACUUAUGUGUACAUUCUCACCCAAACAAAUGCGAUUUUUUCAGAGUAAUGAAUAAAUCUAAAAGGUUCUAAAUAAAUUAAAAUUGGGUUUAAUUUAAAAUAGGCUGAUUAAACAGUAACUAAUCUAGAAAUAGGAUGAAUUAAGUUUUAAACAAAUAAAACCUGUUUAUUAUCCAUUUAUUAUAAUGAAUAAUAAGAAAUACGUUUGACUUUUGUAUAUAAAAAUUUUUUAAAGUUUUAAACUCUAAUAAUGAGUGGAAUCCUUGGAAUGGAACUCCAUGGCCUUAAAUGUAAAUCCAAACUUGGCAUAAUGGAUUCCCGGGAUAAAUCUAGAGUAAUUGUAAAAAUUAAGGAGUACAGGGAAAAAAUAAAAAUGUAAAAAUGGAGAUGAAGCUACACACCCUGCAGCUUACAAAUGUGUUGGGUUGAAACAUGUGUAAACUGGAGAGGAUCUAAACCGGUUUAGGUGGUUAAAGAAAUUUCAAAUAUAAAUAAAACUAUUUAACUGGUCGAUAGAAAAAAAGGAUGCGAAAAUUUUUGAAAAUUAUCUGUACUUACACCCCACCCAGGAAGUACAGGCAAGAGGAAAAAAAUAGGAGACGGUGUACAAUAAUUAGUAAAUUUUAGUUUUGUUUUGAAAUUUUAUAAUUUGUUAUUAAAUUCCAAUUUGGAUUCUUAAAAUUUAAUAGAUAUUACUUGAUUAUUUUGAUCAGUUGAAAUCUAUUCAACAAAAAUUUUUUUGUAUUAUAGCCUCACUUUAUUGUAAAAUAUUUUUAGAUUAAUAGAAUGAAGGUUAAAACGUCUAAAUCGUUGAUUUGUGAAGCAGCUAUUGGAGCUCUUGGAGCUUUGUGUUUCGGAUUGACAGUCGCUGCCCUUAAUACUACCAAGGAAUUUGCCAUAGUGGAUAUGGAAUGGUGUAAAGGAGAAACCGAUAUUUAUGAUUGUCCAAAGUCUCAGUUGUUCGCUGGUCUUUCCAAUGGUUCAACUUUCAUUGGAGCAGCUUUCGGUUCACUUCUGAUUGGUUUAUCUGGAGGAAUAGGAAGGAGGGUCACAUUGAUGAUAGUUAACUGGUUCUUUGUUGUAGGAUGUAUAUUAUCUACUGCAGCCGUAAAUUUUGCUAUGCUUUUUAUUGGUCGUUUGAUUUCUGGAUUCGGAAUUGGUCUGGCUGCUGUUAUACCGGUAUUUUUGGUUGAAAUAUGUCAUCCUAAGCAAAGAAAGUACUUUGCUGUGAUAUACCAACUGUUCAUUACCUUUGGUUUACUGAUUUCGGCAGGAUGGCAAUUGGCCCAUGGUCGUGUUGUAACUAAUGUUCUUCAGGAUGGAGUUACUCCUUUUAAACUUAGUAUAUGGGAUAAGAUUGUAUGGCGUGGUACACAGUUCUUACCAGUGUUUUGUUGUAUAGCCUCACUAGUCUUAAUUCACUUCGUAGUUCCAUUUGAUACACCCUAUGAAUUGAUUUCAAAGGGUAAAACAGAAGAGGCUCGUGAAGUCAUCGAAAAACUUCACGGAAAAGAAGAAGUAGAUGAGGUAUAUGAUGAAUUCGAUAGAGACCAAGAAGUUGCUAAAUCAACACCAAGUAUACCACUGUUGAGGGCAUUUAAAACACCAAAGUAUAGGAAGGUCAUUAUUCAUGCAUUUGUAUUGGCAGCCAUCCAGCAAUUGGUGGGAAUUACUAUUUUAACCUCUAACGUUGCAAAGAUAUUCACCAAGGUCAUGGGCAGGAAUUAUGGAUCUACAUUGGCAUCAUCCUCCAUGUUUUUAGUUAACUUCAUAUCGACCGUCGUCCUCACCUUUGUCAUUGGUAAAUUUGGAAGAAAAACAUUCUUGGUUUGGGGUAUUGGUUUCUCGACCAUCUUCAUGGCACUGUCAUCCUUCAGUAAACCAAUUGGUAAAGAAGCCUCAUGGGUUCCCAUAGUCUCUUCUAUAGGUUCCUUCGGUUUCAUUAUUGGUUUUGCGUUUGGAUUGGGAGGAAUAGUAUGGGUAUAUCUCUCUGAGGUAUUUGCAACUGAAUACAGGGACGGAGCACUGAGUGUUGCCGUUUUCAUCAACUGGUUAUGCGCUUCGCUUACAUUAAUUGCAUCCGAAUUUUUGAUUUCAUACUCAGAAGUUGUUGUAAGUAUAAUUCUGUUUGCAUUCUCAUUGUUCGGUCUCGUCUAUGUAAUCGUAUUCAUUAAGGAGACCAAGGGGGUUCCAAUUGGAAAGGCAUACGAUUAAAUGCAGUAAUAAUUGUUUAAACAGUUAGAAAACUUAACGCAGUAAUGAACAAUUCGUCUUAAUACACAACCUGUAAUGUAGUAUUCCACAUGUUUAAA
Molecule: messenger RNA, 2485 nt
Organism: Theileria parva strain Muguga
Lineage: Eukaryota; Apicomplexa; Aconoidasida; Piroplasmida; Theileriidae
Gene: STP2
Product: Sugar (and other) transporter family protein
Exons: 1
Coding region: 960-2387 (475 amino acids)
Biological process (GO): carbohydrate transport; transmembrane transport
Cellular component (GO): membrane
Molecular function (GO): carbohydrate:proton symporter activity
Source: RefSeq, a predicted model, not a curated record